AUGCCAAGGAUCUGGUGCAUUUUGCUCCUUGGUGGCUGGCUGGCAGUGUCACAAAGCGCCAGUGGACCGGGGGCCGUCCUUAGGAUGGAUAUUGGGACAAUCGACCGUGCGGUCUCCACUGCGCUGAAUGAGAGCAAUGUUCUUCAGAAACUGGUGGAGGAAGCAGCAAAAAAAAAGCCGAACAUGAAACCCAUCAAAGGCAUCUCCAGGCUGAAAGUGAUAGACCUCCAUCCCCCGGUGAUAUCGCUGACACUCUCACCAGGCGUGGGGCUGUUCAUGGCCGUGCUGGUCCAGAUGACCAUCACUGGGAGAAGCUUUAUAGGAGGAAACAUGGAAAUCAAGGUGGCAGCAAACCUGACCGCCAGCGCGCGGCUGGCACAGGACACCCAGAGCUGCCCGUGGUUCAGCACCGAGAGCUGCCACAUCGCCCUGCUCAGCGCCAAAACCAACCUGCCCAGCAGCAUGCUGCCCCAAGUCAUGAGCAAGUUUCUGGACAGCACCCUUCAGAAAGUGCUGCCCAGCCUGCUGUGUCCGGCCGUGGACGCGGUGCUCAACCUCGUGAAUGCAAAAUUCACCACCAUGACUUCUGCGAUCCCUCUUGGCACUGCUGGCACCCUCCGAUACGUGUUGCUGAACCCACCUGUGACGAGCGAAAAUUUCAUACAGCUGGAUUUGAGGACCAUCCUCCACGAAAAAGAGGGAGAGGAGGUCGACCUUCCAGCAGACCAGCCGUCUCUUACUUCUCUGCCACCAAAGAGGGAGGCUGCUACCCAGCUCAUCCUGUCUGCAGGCUUCUUGAGUGCUGAGCUCUUUGUUAUGCAGGCGUCCUUCAGCCUGAACAUCAGCAAUAACAUGAUUCUUGGGCUUCCCCCGCUGGUGACCACGACGCUUGGAGCCCUCAUCCCAGAGCUUUCCAUGGUGCUGCCUCCAUCACAGCCGCUGGUGAUUGAAAUGAGAGAAGCAAAUCCACCGCUAGUGACAAUAACCCCAGACAAAAGCAUUGUGCACCUCUUCAGCACUGCCGAGUUUCGGGUUUCCAGCCCAGACUCUGAUCUUGGAUCCCUCUUUGUCCUGGAUGUGCACUCCGACCUGAGAGCGCAGUUUGCUGUUGUGGAAGAGAGGCUGCAGCUCUCCCUUGCUCUGGACAGCUUGUCCCAGGUGGCCUUGGCAUCCUCCUCCAUCGGCAUGUUUGACGAGCUGCCGCUGAAAGGAGUUCUCGCAGACAUUAUUCAUGUGGCCUACGUGCCAUCCAUCAACAGGGCGCUGCGAGGAGGGGUCCCGCUGCCCCCACUGCUGGGCACCCCAUACCGGCAGGUGGAGGUCGGCCGGCUGCAGAAUGGGCUCGUGCUGGAUGUGCCUGUCGCGGUGAUCUGA
Cygnus atratus (black swan) is the source of this 1374-nucleotide messenger RNA. It is a transcript of the gene BPIFB6, whose product is annotated as BPI fold containing family B member 6. Bases 1 to 1374 code for a protein of 457 amino acids. The record is from RefSeq and is a predicted model, not a curated record. Lineage: Eukaryota; Metazoa; Chordata; Aves; Anseriformes; Anatidae. Gene Ontology annotation, molecular function: lipid binding. The transcript is spliced from 15 exons.